Glycine soja is the source of this 1192-nucleotide messenger RNA. RefSeq lists its product as uncharacterized. The coding region runs from base 92 to 775 and encodes 227 amino acids. The transcript has 7 exons. Gene Ontology annotation, molecular function: protein-disulfide reductase activity. Lineage: Eukaryota; Viridiplantae; Streptophyta; Magnoliopsida; Fabales; Fabaceae. The record is from RefSeq and is a predicted model, not a curated record.
UACGAGAGUAUCGAAUCUGCCUCUGCUUUCUUUCAAUUUCAACAGAACCCAUCACACACACACAGACCCCAUCAACCAAAAACAAAGAACAAUGAUUCUGAGAUUUGCAGCAGCUGCAGCUUCUGCUUCUGCUUCUGUCUCACGCAUAUCAAAACCCCAUAACCCACCAUUCCUUUCACUUCCACACCCCAACACUCUCAAAUUCCAUAACCAACCUUCUCAUAAUCCACGCAACAACGUUCUUCUGCCACUUCCCUCACGGUCUCAACGCUGCUACAUUCGAGCCAUAAGUGACGCAACUGUGGAACCUGAAAUUUCUAAGAAAGAACAAAACGAGUCACCUAAAGAUUGGAAGAUUAAAAUGCUCUAUGACGGAGAUUGCCCCCUCUGCAUGCGCGAGGUGAAUAUGCUAAGAGAGAGGAAUAAGAGUUACGGCACAAUCAAGUUCGUUGAUAUAGGUUCUGAUGAUUACUCUCCCGAGGAGAAUCAAGGCCUUGACUACGAAACUGUUAUGGGAAGAAUUCAUGCUAUUCUCUCAGAUGGAUCUGUGGUUACAGAUGUUGAAGCAUUUAGGAGAUUAUACGAACAUGUUGGUCUUGGUUGGGUUUAUGCCAUUACAAAAUAUGAACCAAUUGCAAAAAUUGCUGAUUCCAUAUAUGGUGUUUGGGCUAAAUACCGUCUUCAAAUUACAGGACGGCCUCCUAUAGAAGAAAUAUUGGAAACUCGAAAGAAGAAGGGUGAAGUAUGCAAAGACAGCAAUGCUUGCAAGAUGUAAAUUUCCUUAAUAUCUGACUCCAAAAGGCUCGUUAUGAGAUUUGUUUCCAUAUUUGAUCCCCAUCCUUUGAAGCAGGUCUUUUAUGGUCUCAUUUACAAAAAGAAUCCAACAUAGAUUAGUGUCACAUUUUACGUCUUUGUCCGUAAUAGCAUAUGCAUUUGAUUACCGUUUUCCAAUUUUGCUGCAAUGCAUCUGGCAUAAAAAUGUGUGUAAAUAAAAUAUAUUUGUAUUUAACCCUGUAGUCUCCAUGAAGUCUUAGCUGACCCUUCAAGAUUGUACAAGUUACAUGACACCAGCAUCUGCUGAAUUACCAGCAUUUAUGCUUUGGUACUUAUCACAACUGAGAUGGCAGGGACAUAUUAAGAAGCUUAUUUUACAAAUACAUAUAUUUAAACAUACAAAUUCAUAUUUUGUGCA